Chaetomium globosum CBS 148.51 is the source of this 495-nucleotide messenger RNA. RefSeq lists its product as uncharacterized. Gene Ontology annotation, biological process: mitophagy. The transcript has 2 exons. Gene Ontology annotation, molecular function: mitochondrion autophagosome adaptor activity. Bases 1 to 495 code for a protein of 164 amino acids. NCBI's taxonomy places the organism in Eukaryota, Fungi, Ascomycota, Sordariomycetes, Sordariales, Chaetomiaceae. The record is from RefSeq and is a predicted model, not a curated record.
AUGGCUAGCUCCAUUCCCCUCCAGGUCGCUGAGACGGUCCAAACCGCGCACAUCAACCGCGACCCUUCCCCGCGGCACGAUCUGAACCCCUCGACCGCAGCCUCAAAGAAGGAGCCCGUCACCCUCGACGAUGGCACUAUCGACGAAGAGGACGACGAAGAGGGCGAGACGGAAGACGAGGGCGUCUACCGCUCACGCAUCACACCUCGCCCGCGCCGGCAUCACCAAUUCCCGCCCAUGCCCGACCUGCGCUUCGAGCAGAGCUACCUGUCGAGCAUACGGAAUGCGGACACAUGGUGGAAGGUCGGGUGGAUCACAGCGAGGGACCAGCUCAUGAUGCCUUUUUUGCAGGGUGUGGUUUACAACCUGGGUCUCUGCGGCUGGCAAUACUGGAACCGGAACGCGAGGAUGCACGGGUCGUCGGUUGGGGCACGGCUGCGGCGUUGGUGGUAUGGGGUGAAUAACUGGAAAAUACCAUCCAAGAAGUUGCGGUAG